GUUGAGUGGUGAACUGUGUGGGCUUCCUUUUACUUGGAGAUCAUGCAGAGAGCUACACGUCUGAAGAGGGAGCUGCAUCUGUUAGCCACAGAGCCACCCCCAGGCAUCACAUGCUGGCAGGAUAAGGACCAGUUGGAUGACCUGCAAGCUCAAAUAUUAGGUGGGGCGAACACACCUUAUGCAAAGGGUGUUUUCAAGCUGGAAGUGAUCAUUCCUGAAAGGUACCCAUUUGAACCUCCAAAGAUCCGAUUUCUGACUCCAAUCUAUCACCCCAACAUUGAUUCUGCAGGAAGGAUUUGCCUCGAUAUACUCAAACUACCACCAAAAGGUGCCUGGCGACCUUCCCUCAACAUCGCAACUGUAUUGACUUCAAUUCAGCUGCUUAUGUCUGAACCCAACCCUGAUGACCCACUCAUGGCUGACAUCUCCUCCGAAUAUAAAUAUAAUAAGCCAGUCUUCCUGGAGAAUGCCAGACAAUGGACAGAGAAACAUGCCAGGCAGAAACCAAAGAUUGACGAGGAAGAGAUACCAGGUAAUCUGCCAGAGGCCAGCGACCCAGAAGCAUACAACACGGCACAGAAAAGGAGAGCCAGGCCACUGGGAGGAAUAGAGAAGAAAUUCCACCCUUAG
Molecule: messenger RNA, 630 nt
Organism: Elephantulus edwardii (Cape elephant shrew)
Lineage: Eukaryota; Metazoa; Chordata; Mammalia; Macroscelidea; Macroscelididae
Gene: UBE2T
Product: ubiquitin-conjugating enzyme E2T (putative)
Exons: 6
Coding region: 43-630 (195 amino acids)
Source: RefSeq, a predicted model, not a curated record